Bursaphelenchus okinawaensis is the source of this 794-nucleotide messenger RNA. The record is from the annotation of a GenBank genome assembly. NCBI's taxonomy places the organism in Eukaryota, Metazoa, Nematoda, Chromadorea, Rhabditida, Aphelenchoididae.
AUGGCUGACGACGCUGCCAAGAAGAAGAGAACCUUCCGUAAAUUCUCCUUCCGUGGAGUAGAUCUUGACCAACUUUUGGACAUGGAUAGGUAUGUUUCUAGCCUUUUUAUUUUUUGGGGUUUAGGCAAUACAUUGAUAAAAGAGUUGUCUUUCCUAUUUUCUUGAAGGAACUAGGGAUUUUAAAUAUGAAUAUUUAAAAUAAAAGCGUCUAGCUUUGCGAGUUUUUGCUACAGUUUUUACCAAUAAGAUUUUUUGCUGUAAAAACUUAUUACAGUCAAAUGUAGCCCUUUUUGAAAAGCGUUGAAUAAUGUUUGUAUCAAGAUUUUUGAAUUUUUGCUUACUUAUUAGAUUAAAUAAGGUUUUACUAAAGAAUUUGUUAGGCAGGUUUAAAAAACAUUACAACGAACCUUGUUUUUAACAUUUUCAAAUAAGUCUUUGAUUUCAGACCUACCUUCGCCAAGAUGUUGACAGCUCGUGCCCGCAGACGCUUGAACAGGGGCCUCCAAAAGAAGCACCGUGCUCUCCUUCAACGAUUGAUCAAGGCCAAGAAGAACGCCAAGGAAUUGGAAAAACCAGCUUGCAUCAAGACCCAUCUUCGUAACAUGUUGAUCUUCCCCGAGAUGGUCGGAUGUGUUGUCGGAAUUCACAGUGGACGCGCCUACAACCAAGUCGAAAUCAGGGCUGAGAUGAUUGGCUACUACUUGGGAGAAUUCUCAAUCACCUACAAACCAGUCAAGCACGGUCGACCAGGUAUUGGUGCCACUCACUCUUCUCGUUUUAUCCCUCUCAAGUAA